AUGAGUAAUUUGAUAAUAAUUAUGGCCAUAUUCGUGCAGAGGCAAAUUCUUCGACUUCGUAAUAAUAGCGCCAGGCAACGGCCGAAUGUCUCAUUACGACCUAUAUCUAAAAAGUCAUGUAUCGGCAUCGAGCAGAUGUUGGAGGCAGUGGGAACAAUGCGAAAGUCGUAUUUGCCGCGGCUGACGGAUUGUACGACCAUCGGCCAACGUAAGUCGUUCAUUGCUUAUUGGCUUAGUGUUUUUCAAUCGUUGUUUUCGAUUGAGCCACGCAUUUUUAGUGGUCUUAUAGUCGCUAAAAUUUCGCUAUUAUUUUUCCUAAUUUAUUCUGUGUUGUUCAUUCCUCUUCUGUCACUUGUUUAA
Ostertagia ostertagi is the source of this 360-nucleotide messenger RNA. The record is from the annotation of a GenBank genome assembly. NCBI's taxonomy places the organism in Eukaryota, Metazoa, Nematoda, Chromadorea, Rhabditida, Trichostrongylidae.